Messenger RNA from Physcomitrium patens, 3119 nucleotides. The record is from RefSeq and is a predicted model, not a curated record. Lineage: Eukaryota; Viridiplantae; Streptophyta; Bryopsida; Funariales; Funariaceae.
ACAGACCGGGGGUCAGAUCACACUAGGCAGGCUUGGUGGAUGGAUGCCCAGCUCUCAAAUUCGGCGAGUGAGUGAGUGCCUGGUGUCUAGAAUCCGUGGACCUCCAGAUCAUGGUUCUGGUGGGAGAUGAUCAGUGUGAGGUCGAUUGUGAGUUGAAUUUGCGCAGCUCGGGAGCAGCGUAAACUGCGACUGAUGGAUGCGGGAACUGGGUCAAGCUGCUGUAGCUUGUGUGAGUGUGGAUCCAUCGUGGUAGCGUGAUAGUGUGCGUACUGGAGUGCUGGAGGUUUUGGUUUUGGGUUCGUUAUUAUUAUUAUUAUUAUUUAUUUAUGUUUUUAUACGGUGCGCAGUGAUCGUUGUGGUCAUGCUGAAUGAGUUGUUGAGUCCGUCGGUGUGGAGGCGAUUGCGCUGCCACGUUGAAGUAGGGGAACGGAGGGAGUUGGGGAGAGUGAGGGUGCCACUCGUUUGUCAUGGAUACGGAAGUCGACUCCGAUGAACGGCCUCCGGAGAGUCGGGGAGCUCGCAUGCACAAGUCCUCGCUGGCAGCAGUCCUCAUGCUGUCGUACCAGAGCUUCGGCGUGGUGUAUGGUGAUUUGUGCGUCUCCCCGCUGUAUGUCUUCCGCAGCACGUUUUCGGAGGACCCUCACUCGCAUAUCACAGAAGCCGAGAUCCAUGGUGUUCUGUCGCUCAUCUUCUGGACACUCACUCUUGUGGCCGUCAUCAAAUACGUCAUCAUCGUCCUGAGCGCGGAUGACAACGGCGAAGGCGGCACUUUCGCACUCUACUCCCUUCUUUGCCGGCACGCUAAGCUGAGCCUAAUUCUCAACCAGCAAACCGCUGAUUCGGAGCUUUCUACCUACAAGCUGGAGCAGCCACCGGAGACGCCACGGGGGGAGAAGGUGCGCAAGUUGUUGGAGAACAACGUCUUUUUGAAGAAUGGGCUGCUCAUCGUUGUGUUGCUGGGCACCUGCAUGGUCAUUGGGGACGGCAUCCUCACUUCUUCUAUUGCAGUGAUGUCAGCUACUUCGGGUAUUACGGUGGCCGCCCCUCAACUGUCCGAGAAUGUGGCAGUGCUGGUGUCGUGCUGCAUUUUGGUGCUUCUCUUCGGACUGCAGCACCUCGGCACUCACCGAAUCUCAUUUUUGUUUGCGCCAAUUGUGCUUCUGUGGCUCCUCUGCAAUUGCACCAUAGGAGUAUAUAAUCUCAUUACCUACAAUCCAAGCAUUGUGCGCGGUCUCUCACCGUACUACAUAUACCACUUCUUCAAGGUCUCAGGCAAGAAUGGCUGGAUUUCCCUCGGGGGUGUUCUCCUCUGCAUCACAGGCUCGGAAGCAAUGUACGCCGACUUGGGCCAUUUCUCUCGAAACUCUAUCAAGGUCGCCUUUACGUGCAUCAUAUACCCUAGUCUGCUGUUGGGGUACUUGGGCCAAGCUGCGUACUUGUCGAAGAACAUUAACGAUGUCGACCAUGGGUUUUAUCGCACCAUCCCAGAGCCUAUUUUCUGGCCGGUCUUUGUCACUGCGACAUUGGCUUCAAUCGUGGGGAGCCAAGCUAGCAUCACGGCGACGUUCUCUAUCAUCAAGCAGUGCCAGGCGCUAGGGUUCUUUCCCUGGGUGAAAGUGGUGCACACUUCGAGCACCAUGCAUGGGCAGAUUUACAUACCCGAGGUCAACUGGAUCAUGUUCGCUAUCAGCUUGAGCGUCACAGUCGGAUUCCAAAACACAAUCGCUAUUGGAAAUGCUUACGGCAUUGCGGUGAUUGCGGUGAUGCUGGUGACAACAUUUUUGACGACACUCGUUAUUCUAAUCGUCUGGCAAAGAAGCGCAUUUCUGGCUUGGGGCUUCUUCCUCCUUUUCGGCUCGGUGGAAUUGAUUUACCUAUCAGCGGCGCUAUACAAGGUUAAGCAGGGGGGUUGGGUUUCUCUGGUGCUGGCCGGCUCCAUGAUGUGCAUUAUGUACGUGUGGCACUAUGGCACCGUAAAGAAAUACGAAUAUGACCUACAAAACAAAGUGUGCAUGAAAUGGCUCCUAGGUCUGGGCCCAAGCCUUGGUAUUGUCCGCGUACCAGGCAUCGGGUUGAUCUACACCGAGCUUGUCACUGGGGUGCCUGCCAUUUUCUCCCACUUCGUCACGAACCUUCCAGCCUUUCAUCAAGUCCUUGUCUUCGUUUGCAUAAAAUCAGUACCCGUCCCCUACGUCCCAGCCCACGAGCGCUACCUCAUUGGGCGAGUCGGAUCGAGGGAUUUCCGCAUGUACAGAUGUGUAGUGAGGUCUGGCUACAAGGAUACUUAUGGAAGCGGCGACGAAGACGAAUUUGAAAACGAGCUUCUGUACAACCUUUCGGAGUUCAUCCAGACGGAGGGCUCAGCCCCAUGGAUCGCUUCUAGCAACGAAAUGUCGCUGGAUGGGCGCAUGACCGCCAUGGGCGCCCUUGGCGCCAGCUUUGCAGCUUCCAACACCGGCCUGUCACUUCCCCUUUCAGAGACACAGACCGAGAGAGAAAACACAUAUAAUUUCAACUUCAACGCAGACAGCCUGGAGUCGUGGGAGGGAGUUAAUUCGCCCCCUGUCGUGCGCAAGAGGCAUGUGCACUUCAACAUCGCCAAGAGUGACACCGACAUGGAGGCUGAUUCUGAGGUCCGGAAGGAGCUCAUGGACUUGAUUGAUGCGAAGGAGGCUGGCGUUGCGUAUGUAAUGGGCCACCCUUAUGUAAAGGCUAAGCCUUCGUCCUCUUGGCUGAAGAAGUUCAUCAUCGAUUGUUUUUACUCUUUCCUUCGGAGGAAUUGCCGGCAGCCGACAACGGCUCUUCACAUCCCUCACAUGAGCCUCAUUGAGGUGGGCAUGAUAUAUUAUGUGUAGAUCCUGUAUUAUAAACUUGUAAAAUAGCUGCGCAACAGUGGACUAAUCGGACUUCGGCCAUUCGAUCACUUCAAACGAGGUGGGCUCCAGUGGGACAAGACACUUGGGGACGAAUACGAGGAUUAUAAUAGAACCAUUUAGAACUGCCUUUCGAUUUUGGAACAGGCUCUCCUGCUGCUAGAUUGUGCAAACAUCACCUUUGAACACAAAAUGAUAAUGCAGGGUUUUUCUUUGUUACUAACGUGGUAUGAUCUGUUUCUUUUC